This is a messenger RNA of Drosophila miranda, 1775 nucleotides long. It is a transcript of the gene DnaJ-1, whose product is annotated as dnaJ protein homolog 1. Bases 233 to 1297 code for a protein of 354 amino acids. Gene Ontology annotation, cellular component: cytosol. Lineage: Eukaryota; Metazoa; Arthropoda; Insecta; Diptera; Drosophilidae. Gene Ontology annotation, molecular function: protein-folding chaperone binding. The record is from RefSeq and is a predicted model, not a curated record. The transcript is spliced from 2 exons. Gene Ontology annotation, biological process: negative regulation of transcription by RNA polymerase II.
GGGCGACAAACAAAAAAAUUUUAUCAAACGACUGAGCAACAAGGGUGUGUGCUAACACAGCAAACGAGAAAAAAAUAAAAUUGAUUGAGAACGUCAUCUAUUAUUUUCAAGAACGUGUUAUAUAUAUAAAUAAUACAAACGCGUACAACAGGAGAAAGAAAAUUGAAAAGUGAAGUGGAAAUAGUUUUAGCAAAGAGCAAACAGCAUUUUAGGUUGAAAAAGACUGAGCAAGAUGGCCAAGGACUUCUACAAGAUUCUGGGCAUUGACAAGAAGGCCAACGACGAUGAAAUCAAGAAGGCGUAUCGCAAGCUGGCACUAAAAUACCAUCCGGACAAGAACAAGAGUCCACAGGCCGAGGAACGCUUCAAGGAGAUCGCCGAGGCGUACGAGGUGCUGUCGGACAAGAAGAAGCGCGACAUCUUUGACCAGUACGGCGAGGAGGGGCUGAAGGGUGGCAUGCCCGGACCAGAUGGCAAGAGCCAGCCCGACGGCGGGUUCCAGUAUCAGUUCCACGGAGAUCCACGUGCCACUUUCGCACAGUUCUUUGGCGCCGCGGAUCCCUUCGGCGCGUUCUUUGGUGGUGGCGACAACACGUUUGGUGGAAUCGGUGGCGUCCCUUGCAGCAAUACAAAUGAGGUCUUCCUGAACAUGGCCACCGAGGAUAUGUUCGGCGGCUUCAAUCCCAAUGCUGGAGCCUUCCGCUCCCAAUCAUUCAAUGCCCAGGCUCCAAGUCGGAAGCGCCAGCAGCAGCAGGAUCCGCCCAUCGAACAUGACCUGUAUGUGACUCUGGAGGAGGUCGACAGAGGCUGCACCAAGAAGAUGAAGAUCUCGCGCAUGUCCAUUACGCAGACGGGCAAUGCGCGCAAAGAGGAAAAGGUGCUGAGCAUCACCGUGAAGCCGGGCUGGAAGGCGGGCACAAAGAUCACCUUCCCCAAGGAGGGCGAUCAGGCGCCCAACAAAGUCCCUGCGGACAUCAUAUUCAUCAUACGCGACAAGCCGCACGGCCAGUUCAAGCGCGAGGGCAGCGAUCUGCGGUAUACCGCUCAGGUGAGCUUGAAGCAGGCCCUGUGCGGGGCAGCGGUGAGCGUUCCCACACUACAAGGUGACCGCAUCCCCGUGAACUCAGCCAACGAAAUCAUCAAGCCCACUACCACGCGACGUAUCAAUGGCCGCGGCCUGCCCUUCCCCAAGGAACCAUCGCGUCGCGGCGACCUGAUAGUGGCCUUUGACAUCAAGUUCCCGGACAAACUGCCGGCCAGCCUGACGAACCAGCUGGCGGAGAUGCUGCCAAAUUAGAUGGGUACCGGGGAGCUACCAAUUCGUUAUUAAUUUAGUUAAGGCCUUAAUUUAGUUUGUAUUACGUAAAUUUAAAACAAUUUUGUAAACCGCUCGCUUCAGCUCGAAACGCAUAGAGCUUGGCGGCGGUAGGAUUCGCCGAUUGGACAGUGUUCCAGGCAAACAGCUGUAGAUAAAUAUUUAUGUGUAGUAGAAACCAGAAAACAGAAACCAGAGAGUAGCAGGCGCUUAAUAUUCGCGAUAAGAUAAGCAAAAAUAAAUGCAGACACACGACGGUCUGAGUUGUGGGUGUUAGAACCCGUUUUGUGUCGGAGACUGAUCGAUUACGGACAUACUACACUAUAAUAGUGAACCAAUUCCACAUUUUCUUUGGUUAAAAUUUCUGGUAUUGAAAUCUCUUUGAUUGAAGGAAAGAUUUGUCACUAAAAGUAAGAAAAUAAUAAAUAUAUAUAGUGACAUCUAUAGCCCAUGCUCCGCA